AUGGGCGGUUGGUUGAGCAACCUUCGAUGGGGCGGUGACCCAGACGUGGUGAACCCAAUCUCCGGAUUGUCAAAACGGGAUAUCUACGCUGUUCAGAAAUCCUGGGCCCCAGUAUAUGCUAAUCACUUGGCAACCGGCACUGAAUUAUUGAAAAGAUUUUUCCGCGCAUAUCCACAAACCCUAGAAUUCUUCAAAAUGAUAAGAAAACUUCCCGAAUCGGAGUAUGACACCAAUAUUCAGUUCAGAGCUCACGUGAUCAAUCUCAUGUCCUCGUUGAACCAGGCCGUGGUGAAUCUCCAUCAGCCAGACGUGGUGGCUGUCAUGAUGAACAAGCUGGGCGAAUCUCACGGGAAACGGAAAAUUCAAGAGUCGCAUUUUCAUGACUUGAAAGGCGUGAUAGUGAAAAUGUUCAUUGAAGUACUAAAUCUAGACGACGCGACACUCGGGGCUUGGGGACGGACGGUGGAAUUCUGGUACAAACAUAUUUUCCAAACUUUGUCCACGAACCAAGAACUAACGUAA
Messenger RNA from Leptosia nina, 522 nucleotides. Lineage: Eukaryota; Metazoa; Arthropoda; Insecta; Lepidoptera; Pieridae. The record is from the annotation of a GenBank genome assembly.